Messenger RNA from Ochotona princeps (American pika), 936 nucleotides. RefSeq names its product histone-lysine N-methyltransferase PRDM7-like. Gene Ontology annotation, biological process: positive regulation of reciprocal meiotic recombination; regulation of DNA-templated transcription. Lineage: Eukaryota; Metazoa; Chordata; Mammalia; Lagomorpha; Ochotonidae. Gene Ontology annotation, molecular function: histone H3K4 methyltransferase activity; histone H3K36 methyltransferase activity; recombination hotspot binding. Gene Ontology annotation, cellular component: nucleus. The record is from RefSeq and is a predicted model, not a curated record.
AUGGCUGGGUUUCUGGUUUUCGGACCUAGCUCACAGCAAGCCCCUGCAUCUUCCCUCUCUCAGAAGUCUUGCCUGAUGACAGACUCAGAGGAGUUGAAGUGGGAUACCAGAAUCACAUGUGUCAAGGUUCCUGCCAAAACAAGCUUGAACACACCCAGCUUCAGCACUGGGAAAUCUGGAGGAGCAGCAAAUUUAGUAAACACAACUGGCUCAAAGAAGGGCCAGAAUGCAGUGUUCCAUCCUAAGGAAUCAAACAGCUCAGGACAGCACUCUACACAAAAACUUGAACUCAGAAGAAAGGAUGAAAAUGAAGAAUUUCAGAUGCACAACUUGAAAGGAAGAAAGGGUCAGACAUACAAAGAGUUCAGUGAGACUGAGGAUGAUGACUACCUCUAUUGUGAGAAGUGUCAGACAUACUUCCUGAAGAGCUGUGCUGCUCAUGGAUCCUCCGUGUAUCUACAGGACAAUUCAGUGGAUAAGGGACAUCCUAGUCGUGCUCUCCUCAGUGUGCCCACUGGACUACGAAUUGGCCCAUCGAGCAUUUCGGAGGCUGGGCUUGGAGUAUUUAAUGAAGCAUCUGAUCUGCCUUUGGGGCUGCUUAGUCCUUUUGAGGGCAAGAUCACAGAAGUGGAUGAGGAAGCUGGCAGUGGAUACAGCUGGAAGGUAGCUAAAUUCAGGAUCAGCUAUCAGUACGUGGAUGGAAACGAUACUUCUUUGGUCAACUGGAUGAGAGCUCUUUCUGUUCAUAAAGAAUGUAAAGAAGGAAAUUCUACCCUGAAUGAUCAGAGUUCUUUUCAACACAAGAAGAUAGCCACAAGUAACUUUUCAGACAAAGUGCCAGGGAUCCAAGUGAAGGCUGUGGGGGACAGAGAAGUACAGGGAAACAUGAAUGAAGAGGACAUCCUCAAAGGAUAUAGUAGAGGUCCUGAGGUCUAA